AUGACUGACUCUGUUCCAGACUCCCCGGUCUCUGGGACGCGUGCUUUAUGGAUGGCCUCCUCCGAGGUGGACCAGAAGGCCUUGGGCAACUUUGCCGCCGUCAUGGGCUUGGAGAACCCCUUCCUCUCGACAAUGCUGUACAAAGUGCUCGGGGUGUCCGUCAUGCUAUCCAAGAAGCUGAUCCGAGCUCGCAAGCUGCGCCGUCUGGACACGACUCGUGAAACCAGAUCGCUGCAGCUGUACCACCAUAUCAUAUGGCUGUCGCGCGAAGGCCUGCUCAUCCUAGAAAGCUUCAUCCUGCCCAUGGUCGACAUGUCCGUCGAGCUGAAAGUGCUCGCCUAUAAACUCCGCGCCUCAUUCUACCACAUCUUCGUCUUGUUCCACAAUCGCCCGGUCUUCACACACGAACCACCACCCUUGUUCAGCAGCGACUCAAUAUACGGCGCCGAGUCCCUCUUCAAGGUUCCGACCUCUCGACCCCCGGGGCUGGGCGUCCAACCGGUCCAGCCCCAACCAUCAUCCUUCCUCCUCCCAGCCUUGGACUACACGGCCACAGCCACGGCUUGCUUCAACCACGCCGCAGCCCUCUCCGACAAGCUUCUCCCGGGCUCGCACCCGCUCCGCCUCUCGGUCAAACUUGAGUACGCCGCCUACCUCUACGACUGUCUCCAGGAUCCCAUCGCCUGUCGCCGUCUCGCCAAACAAGCCAUCGCAGACGUCUACAAUGCCCAAGAAGGAAUGGACGAUGAAAGUUUCGCCGACGCGGCAGAGAUCGUCGGCGUUCUAGGCAAGAUGGUCAAGCGUGGCAAGCCCGGCAGCAGCAUCGAGACGGCAAGUAGCGUGUCGCGCUCCCGAAGCCGGAGCAGUCGCAGUCCCAGCCAUCGGGAUGCCAGCAUUCCGACGACCAUUUCGCCAGGCACGAAGGUCGGCUCCCGGUCGGCUUCCUCGAGUCAGCCGAAGAUCGAACCGGCUGUCCCUGAUGCCUCCAUGGUGAAUCCCAUCUAA
This is a messenger RNA of Penicillium olsonii, 1005 nucleotides long. The record is from the annotation of a GenBank genome assembly. Lineage: Eukaryota; Fungi; Ascomycota; Eurotiomycetes; Eurotiales; Aspergillaceae.